Dovyalis caffra is the source of this 1014-nucleotide messenger RNA. NCBI's taxonomy places the organism in Eukaryota, Viridiplantae, Streptophyta, Magnoliopsida, Malpighiales, Salicaceae. The record is from the annotation of a GenBank genome assembly.
AUGACCGAGUUAAUACCAGGUUUGCCUGAAGAAAUAGCGCUUGAAUGCCUCAUUCGGCUUCACUACUCCACUCACCGAGUGGCAUCCCAGGUUUGCAAACACUGGCGCUCAAUUAUUCAAAGCAGAGAUUUUUACUAUCAGAGAAAGCAAAACGGGCUCGCCCACAAAGCUGCUUGCUUAAUCCAAGCUAUCCUGGACCAAACCGUUUCGAACCAACGUAAACCGGCUGGACCACCCAAAUAUGGAGUUUCUAUAUUUGACUCUGUUAAUGGGUCAUGGGACAGGGUUGAUCCGGUUCCUGAGUACCCAGAUGGGCUUCCUUUGUUCUGCCAAGUCACAAGCUCGGAGGGCAAGCUCGUCGUCUUGGGUGGAUGGGACCCAGUGAAGUAUGAGCCACUGAGUCAGGUUUUUGUUUACGAAUUCACCACUCGCCAAUGGAGGCGAGGCAAGGACAUGCCUGAAAAUCGUUCCUUUUUCGCUGUAGGUGAGUUGAACGGCGGAAUUAUAAUCGCUGGCGGCCACGACGAGAACAAGAACGCUUUGAAAACAGCCUGGGUCUAUGAAGUGACUCAGGACGUGUGGACUGAAUUACCUCAGAUGAGUCAGGAGCGAGACGAGUGCGAGGGAGUUGUGAUUGGCUCCGAGUUCUGGGUAGUGAGUGGAUACAGAACCGACAAUCAAGGUGGGUUUGAGGGAAGCGCGGAGUCAAUUGAACUCGGAGCAAGUAAGUGGAAGCGAGUUGAGGACUCGUGGAAAGUCACCCAGUGCCCAAGGUCCUCCCUUGGAGUGGACAAAGAUGAGCAACUGUUCAGCUGGGCCGAGUCUGAGUCGGCAGUGAAAGUCGGGGCUUGUGGUGUUCAGCUAGGUGAAAGGACAUUUGUGUCAGGAUCAGCUUAUGAAGGUGGGGCAAAAGGGUUCUUUGUUGUGGAUGGACAAAGUGGUAAAUGGGAGCAGUUAGAUGUGCCAGGUGAAUUUUGUGGAUUUGUUCAGUCUGGUUGCUGUGUGGAAAUAUAG